Quercus lobata is the source of this 360-nucleotide messenger RNA. RefSeq lists its product as uncharacterized. NCBI's taxonomy places the organism in Eukaryota, Viridiplantae, Streptophyta, Magnoliopsida, Fagales, Fagaceae. The record is from RefSeq and is a predicted model, not a curated record. Bases 1 to 360 code for a protein of 119 amino acids. The transcript has a single exon.
AUGAGUUGUUUCAAACUCCUGAAUACGUUGUGCAAAGAGCUGAACUCCCUAAUGGGAAACUUUUGGUGGGGCCAAAAAGAUAAGGAAAGGAAAAUGGCUUGGAUCUCAUGGGAGAGGUUGUGCACUCCAAAGGCAGAGGGUGGUAUGGGAUUUAGGGACUUAAAAGCUUUCAAUUUGGCACUACUUGCUAAACAAUGGUGGAGAAUGCAGCAAAAUCCUGAUUCUCUUGUCCAUAGAGUGCUCAAGGCAAAAUAUUUCCCAAAUAGUGUGGCUAGUGAGGCGGAGUUGGGAAGUAGACCUUCCUAUGCAUGGAGAAGCAUAUGGGCAUCAAAGAAAGUGGUUGAUAGGGGGUCUAGAUGA